UCAACUGUGUUUCUGGUACGUACCCACGGUGGGAUACGUUGUGCACUGAAACGAAUGUAUGUUAAUAAUGUGCCGGAUCUCAACAUCUGCAAGAGAGAAAUUACAAUUAUGAAAGAGUUAUCUGGGCACAAGAACAUUGUGACCUAUUUGGAUUGUGCAGUUAACUCGAUAAGCGAUAAUGUUUGGGAGGUACUCAUUCUCAUGGAGUACUGUCGAGCUGGGCAAGUUGUGAAUCAGAUGAAUCAGCGUCUGCAGACAGGCUUUACUGAAUCAGAAGUAAUGCGAAUAUUUUGUGAUACAUGUGAAGCUGUUGCCCGGUUGCAUCAGUGCAAAACACCUGUAGUUCACCGGGAUCUAAAGGUGGAGAAUAUAUUGUUAAACGAUAGCGGGAACUAUGUUCUCUGUGAUUUCGGCAGUGCCACUAACAAAUACCUUAAUCCUCAAAAAGAUGGUGUUAAUGUGGUUGAAGAAGAAAUUAAAAAGUAUACAACGCUGUCAUACAGAGCUCCCGAAAUGAUCAAUCUUUAUGGAGGAAAACCAAUUACUACCAAGGCAGAUAUCUGGGCACUUGGCUGCUUGCUGUAUAAACUUUGUUUCUUUUCACUUCCCUUUGGAGAAAGUCAAGUUGCUAUUUGCGAUGGAAGCUUUACCAUUCCGGACAAUUCCCGAUACUCUCAUAGUAUGCACUGUUUGAUAAGAUACAUGCUUGAACCGGAUCAAGAACAGAGACCCGAUAUCUUUCAAGUAUCUUACUUUGCCUUUAAACUUGCCAAAAAGGAUUGUCCGGUGUCUAAUAUCAAUAAUUCUCCUGUCCCUUCAACUCUUCCUGAACCCAUGACAGCUAGUGAGGCAGCUGCUAGAAAAAGCCAAAUAAAAGCAAGAAUAACAGAUACUGUUGGACCAACAGAAACCUCAAUUGCACCGCGACAAAGACCAAAGGCAAAUUCAAGCACUACCGCUUCUAGUGUAUUGACGAUCCAGAGCUCAGCAACUCCAGUCAAAGUACAAGUUCCUGGUGAAUUUGGUAAUCGUGGGCAAAAAGGAACCACGCGAGUGGGGAACGGGCAAGAAGUCUUGCAGUCCCAAGGGACCAACCAGCACCCCCCGCAGCAGAACAGAGUUCUUCAGCAGCUGCAGCAGGGAGACUGGAGACUGCAGCAGCUACACCAUUUGCAUCACCAGCAGCAGCAACCUCCCAUGCAGGAUGCUUACAUUCAGCAGUAUCAACAAGCAAUGCACCAGCAGAUGGUCCAACAGCAGCUGUUGAUGCAGUCUGUGUACCAGCACCAACCUGCCCAAUCUCAGUAUCCCGCAAUGGUGCAGCAAUAUCAGCAGGCUCUCCUACAGCAGCAGAUGCUUGCUCAGCAGCAGCAGCGGUCACAACAGCUGCAAUCUCCUGAAUAUAUCACCUCUCCACAAGACUUCUCACCAGCCUUAAUCUCCUACCCUGGGUCACUUCCAGUGCAUGCUGGAACAGUUGCGGAUUCUCCCUACCCUGCAAGCAGGUCAGGUAUUCCUGAUAGUGAAGCGAUUGCCAGUUACCCAAAGCAGAGCAUCAACAACCCACCUGAUAUGUCAGGCUGGAACCCGUUUGGAGAGGACAAUUUUUCCAAGUUGACGGAGGAGGAGCUGCUGGACAGAGAAUUUGACCUGCUAAGAUCAAACAGGCUGGUGGACAGGAGAGCGUCUUCAGAUAAGAAUGUGGAGCCACAUUCUGCUCCACAGAAAAAUCCUACCGAGGAUCCCUUUGGUUCUGUUCCUUUCAUUUCUCACGCAGGUUCCCCUGGAAAACAAGUGGAUAACCUAGCCAGCAGUCAAGGAAAUAACUUAGGGACCCCGGCCAAGGCUGGAAAACUGAGCCAUGCUUUUAGAGAUCCCCGGCCAGGGAGGAAGACUGCAGAGGGACAAGUGACAAAAGGUGGCGAUGAGUCGGAGAGCGAUUUUGAAUCUGAUCCUCCUUCUCCCAAGAGCAGUGAGGAAGAAGAAGAACAGGAGGAUGAAGAAGUCUUGCAAGGCGAGAAUGGAGACUUCAAUGAUGACAAUGAUACAGAACCGGAGAAUUUAGGCCACCGACCUCUCCUCAUGGACUCUGAGGAAGAGGAGGAGGAAGAGAAGCAAAGUUCCGACUCCGAUUCCGAUCGUACCAAGCAAAAAUCUGUGGAAGGGCUCCUGAGCGGUAGGUUCAGAGAUGGUGUGGGCAGCGGUGAAAUCAAAGAACCCCGUUUGAUGCAUACGUCCUUGUCUGAGGUGCCGAGUACUGUGCUCAAGGUGAACCCUGGCCAAGAAUUUGACGUGUUUGGUGCCGUGCCCUUUUUUACUCUGCAGCCUCAGGCAAGAGAGAAGGUGGACAAAGAUCUCUCUUCUCCGAUGGCUUUUCCCGGCCUGAACCAAGAGCAGGAUGACUUUGAUGUUUUCACAAAAGCCCCCUUCAGCAAAAAGGUGUCUCAGCAAGAUGGCCCGGUGACGGGAAUGGAGCCUCUGUUCUCCUCCACCUCGCCACGGACCGUCGAUAUUUUUGGCUGCACCCCAUUUCAGCCUUCCCUUCUCCCCAAGACCGGUGGGAGUAAAGAGGACCUGUUUGGGCUGGUUCCUUUUGAAGAGAUCACAGGGAGUCAGCAGCAGCAGAAGGUGAAGCAGCAGCGUAACCUGCAGAAGCUUUCUUCCCGCCAAAGGCGCAUGAAGCAGGACGUCUCCAAGAGCAACGGCAAGCGCCACCACGGCACCCCGACCUCCACGAAGAAGGCGUUGAAACCGAGCUACCGCACCCCUGAGAGAGCCCGCAGGCACAAGAAAGCCGGCCGCAGGGACUCGCAGAGCAGCAACGAGUUCCUGACCAUCUCGGACUCCAAAGAGAACAUAAGCGUUGCGUUGACUGACAGCAAAGAUCGAACCAACCCUCUGCAGGCAGAUGAGAGUCUGCUGGACCCUUUUGGAGCCAAACCCUUCCACCCGCCAGACUUGAUGCGGCACCCCCAGCAUCAAGGGUUUGGUGACAGCCGCGGGGAUCACGGCACAGUGGUAGUGGCUGGUAGAUCCAGGCAGAGCUCCUUGCAUGGAGCCAUUCACGGUGGCGACGGGCUGAAAACGGAUGACUUUGGUGCGGUACCGUUCACGGAACUGGUCGUGCAGAGCGCGCAGAGCCAGCAGCAGCAGGCGCUAGAGUUAGAUCCUUUUGGAGCAGCUCCGUUUCCUUCCAAACAGUAA
This is a messenger RNA of Balearica regulorum gibbericeps (East African grey crowned-crane), 3204 nucleotides long. NCBI's taxonomy places the organism in Eukaryota, Metazoa, Chordata, Aves, Gruiformes, Gruidae. The record is from RefSeq and is a predicted model, not a curated record.